Molecule: messenger RNA, 1986 nt
Organism: Cricetulus griseus (Chinese hamster)
Lineage: Eukaryota; Metazoa; Chordata; Mammalia; Rodentia; Cricetidae
Source: RefSeq, a predicted model, not a curated record
AAGUGAAUUCAGUGAUUCAGUGACAACCAGGGCUACACAGAGUAACCCUGUCUUGAAAAACAAAACAAAACUUGCUGUUGUCAGAAAAAAAAAAACCAGAUUCAAACCAAACAAAUUACAGUAUAAUUACUGUGGGAACCCAAGGGCUCUUUAAUGUAGGAACAUGAGUGUUCCACAGAACCAGAAGACUUGGGUUCUAAUCCCAAGAUUGUCAGUAAAGAUGGAACUUUGGACAAGUUAUUUAGUUAUAAUCAGUGUAUAUCUUGUAGGAAAAAAAAAAGAGAUGAGCCUGGUCAAAACAUGAUUUUAUACCUUCCAGACCUGUGGCGGGGUUUCUGUGGAGUAGUAGGUGUGUAUAAGCCGAGACUAUCAUCACUCAGCUGUUUCCCUUACAUAAAAUGUGUCCAGGUGACUAAUACAUGAUCUUUCUGAUCCACUCGCCUCUGUUGGCUCCUUUCUCUGCCCUAUUAACAGGAAACUUAAUAAAGAUGUGCGCUGGGCCUAGGGCUCAGUAGUAGAGUACUUGUUUAAUGUCACAGCACCACACAAAUAUGGUGGCAUGUUUUAAUUUUAAAAAUUGUUUUUCUAGUUACAAAUAGAAUAUGAGUUCAUCUGAAAAAUUUAGAAAACAAAAGUGAGAGUAAAGGCAAACACAUAAAUACAAACACAACCUUACUACUAUAAGAAAAGCGUGGUUCUGUCUUCCUAUGACUUUUCUGUUUUUACACACACAAACACACAUGCACUUGAAUGCACCAUGGCAUAUUGUGAAUGUAAUUUGCUGACUUUUCCUCAUGUUGUAUGUAUAUCCCUACAGAUAAAUGGAAUGCCCACAACUUUGUUCCCACAUUAAACUCAAAAGUGAAGCAGUGUUAUGUCAAUUUUGGAACAGCUAUAAUUAUAUUAUGCUACACAUUUUUGUUACCAUUUUUCUUUCUCUGCCCAGAAUGGAUUGGUUUCAUUGCAACCAGUGUUUCCGAAAGGAUGGGGCCCAUUUCUUUGUCACCAGCUGUGGCCAUAUUUUCUGUAAAAAGUGUAUGACUGUGGAAAAAUGUGCUGUUUGUGGAAGUCGUUGCAAGCAUCUGGCUCUUUCUGAUAAUUUAAAGCCUCAAGAGAAGAAGUUCUUCAAAAGCCCUGUAGAGACAGCUUUGCAGUGUUUUAGUCACAUCUCUCAGGUGUGGUGUUUCCAGAAGAAACAAACAGAUCUUCUUAUUGCCUUUUAUAAGGAUAGAAUUACAAAAUUAGAAGCAGCUGUGAAGGAGGCCCAGCAAACAGUGGCUAGCCAGAACAAAGAGCUAUCAAUCUUGAGAAAGGAGAAUGGAGAACUGAAGAAAUUUCUAGCCAUCCUAAAGGGAUCUCCAAGCUGCUACUACGGAAGCAGAUUAACCACACCUCGACCAGUGGGCAUUACUUCCCCGUCACAAUCAGUUGCUCCACGCCCAAGUUCACAGCAUAGCAGCCAAGUGGUCAGUCGCUCUUCUUCUAUGGAGUCCAUCCCUUAUACAGUGCCUGGCUUUGGUAAUGUGGAACAGGGAAGAGGCCUUCAGGAAAGGAGCACUCCCAGAGACUCUUACACUGAAACCCCUUCACCAGCUUCAACACAUAGCCUCUCUUACAGACCUUCAUCUGCCUCCUCUGGACAGGGGAUCUCUUUUAGACCAUUCCUCAUUGGGGACUCAGGCCACACAAGAGUCCUCACUCCCAACAAUUCUGGUCAGAGGGAAAGCAGAGCCACACCAGAGAAUCUUCCUGGUUUCCAACUUCCGGUCCUACAGACAUUCUACCAACAGAAGCAGACGGGAUUAGCCAGGAGAGAAGGAUGGAGCAUUUCCAGAUAGACAUCUCUUUCAGGUUUGAUCUAUGCAUAAUGCUCAAGGAUAGACUUCAGAGUCUAGUAUACCUACCAGGAGAUAUAGGUUUGGAACAUGUAUACCGGCUGUUUCUUGGUUUCAUUCUGCAGCUUGUUCUCUUAUACUUUAUAUUUUC